Molecule: messenger RNA, 2084 nt
Organism: Trichogramma pretiosum
Lineage: Eukaryota; Metazoa; Arthropoda; Insecta; Hymenoptera; Trichogrammatidae
Product: serine/threonine-protein phosphatase 6 regulatory ankyrin repeat subunit A-like
Exons: 1
Coding region: 172-1971 (599 amino acids)
Molecular function (GO): protein binding
Source: RefSeq, a predicted model, not a curated record
AGCUCGAGCGUCGUUCGUCAAUCGGCAUAGCCGUUCAAAUGUCGUGGCACAAGUAGAAAAAUAUCACACAUCGACCGCGACGAGUAAUUUUCGCGACAGAAAGUAAAAAUAUAUUUUUUAUAUUUUUUAUCGUACACUACUUCGAGUCGUACUUGUGAAAAGAAUUGAAAGAUGGCCGAUGAAGUCCAAGGUAGUUCAUUUCUACGUCGAUUUUACCCGUGGAUGAAAAAUUGGGAAGGAAGACUCACAAAUCUCCUGGAAAUUUUUCGAAAGGAAGAAAUCGAUUGGCUUCUUCAGGAGUCCUUGAUCGACGAGCCCAAUCAGCAAGGAAUACAAUUCGUUAUAGCCGUGACUCAAACCGACUACAAAGACGAGCCCGUCGUUGGCGAUGACGGCAAGCCAUCGUCGAGUCGCACCACAGCAUUGCAUCACGCGGCUAGACUCUGCCCCUUCGACGCGAAUAUUCUGGUCCCCGGCCUGUUCAAAAUAUACGACAGAUUUGACGUGAAUUACACCGACGUCGAGUCCGGGCUCACGCAUUUCCACAUAGCCUGCGAAUUCGGAUGCGAAGAAGUCGUCCAACGAUUUCUCGAGCUCGGCCAGGAUCCCAAUCUCGUCGCGGCAAAUGCAUCGGUCGAUCCACCGCUGCACACGGCUCUGAAAAGUGCCAACGCGAACGUGAUCGAGUUGCUGCUGAAACACAAAGCCGAUCUGAACUUAACCAACGGAAACGGAUCGACGGCCUUACACCUGAUUUGCGAGAAGUACGAUGACUUUGCGGAGGUAUUCUUACGGAUCAUCGACGAGUCGAAUCAGACGUUGCGAGUCAACGUCGGGGACAGAGCAGGCGAGACACCGCUGCACGUGGCACUACGCCACAACAAUGCGAAGGCGGCUAAAUUGUUGUUAAGAAGAGGCGUCGACCUGAAUCGGACCAACAAUGAAAUAGAGACCCCUCUGCACCUGAUAUGCAAUAUGCAGGAUGACCUGCAGGUAUUAUUUGAUUUUUUCGAGAUCAGCGAAGAAAGAAAGCAGACGAUCGAUAUCGACGCCGAGGAUGGCUUGGGCAACAGACCAUUGCACAAUGCUCUGAGCAACGGCAAAAAGAAUGCCACCAAAUUGCUGCUGAGAAAAGGCUCCGAUCCCUGUCAUGCCAACUCGUGGGGAUUCACUCCGCUGCACUUGAUCGCCCAGGGCACAGUCGACGACGACUUCGUGAAGACGUUCUUCAGGAUCGCCGAUCAAUUCGAUCGAGUGGAGGUCUUCGAUCAUCAGGACGUGUUCGGUCGGACGCCGCUCCAUUACGCCGUGGCGAGCGUCUUGCCGAAUACCGUCGGUUUCAUCUUGGAUCGUGGAGCCAGUCUGUGCGGCUUCGUUUAUCCCGACGAGAGUCACUUCGACACGUCAUACGUGCCACUGUACGAUCCGAUAACUUUUGACGCUUGUAAACUGAGACGGGCGUCGGGCGCUCUGAUGAUCGCCGAAUACCUCGUGCAGGCCGGAUACCGAAUCAGGGAAAGCGACGCCUUGACGAUCAUGACGUCGUUCGCCAGGCACCAAAUGUUCGAGCAGCCGAUGGAUCCUCGACAGUCACCUUGGUACGAGGACGAGGAGUUCGCCGAAAAAGCGAGGCAGAUAGGGAAAAUAUAUUUCGGCGUCACGCUCCACGACUUGAUCCGCGGGAGACCCGAACAGGCGAUGAGGCGACACCACAUCGAGGACUACUACGAGUUCGCCUGCUCCGUCGACUGGUUACGACUGCCCGAAGGACAGAAAGCCGCCUGCGAGGUGCACCUGUGCGAGAAGCUCGCGAGGCCAUUUUUCCGCUACUGGGGUGUGAGGGCUUUCGUGCAGUGGACGGGCGAUCGGCAGUUGAUGGAGCGCAGCAGCACGAUCCUCGUCGACGCGACGAACGAGGAAUUGUACAGGAUUUGCUUGACGGCUGCGGGUCGAGAGCUGCCGGAACCAUAAUUAUAUUUUACACAAAUAUUUUUAUAUAUUUUAAUGACCGACGAAUUAUGAUAUUUUGGAGAAUUUUCAUAUCACACAUAUGAAUAAAUUUUCUCAGAUUUCUUUUGUUUUAA